AGGACGAGUGGUACGGACAUCGCCGACGGAGACCGCAAACACGGUUCCCCUUUAAACACGGUCUUAUGACUACAGCCUCACAGAGAGGGGACCAGCAGAGAGACGGAGAGCCGGGGACCACUGAGGACCGUUUCACUGACCGGGGACAGGGACUGACAGCGGGGAAACACAGGACACACCUGCUGAGGCUGCAUAAGAACAGCUGGAGUUACCUGGAUAUUACUCUGUGCGCAGGCUUACGUUUUUCGGCCCCUUGUUGCAGCCCCCCCCCCUCCUUCCCUCCUGCAGCUCUGAGGACAUGUGUCGCCCGCUGCUGGCUUCCCUCGUCAUUUGCUUCUGGUUGGUGGAGAGGAGCCGGUGCAGCAGCAGCCUUCAGGACGGCAUGGGAGAGCUGCACAACCGCUUCUCCGUCAGCCUCUACCAGACGCUCACCGAGACGGAGAACAUCUCCAACCUCAUCGUGUCUCCAGUGAGCGUGUCCCUGUCUCUGGGGCUGCUGCAGCUCGGGGCCCGGGGGAACACCCUGGCUCAGCUGGAGGGGGCCCUCGGAUACAGUGUGAAGGAUGCCACUGUUCAAAACUUCCUGUUGCAUUCGCACAGCGACAUGAGGAACAACAGCCAGGGGAUCUGGCUGCAGCAGACCUGCACGCUGUUCGUACAGAGCGGCGUCCAGCUCCUCUCUGAGUUCACUAAACAUGCAGCUGUGUGGGCUAACACCAGCGUGGUGAGGGCCAACUUCAGCCAGCCCAACCCCAGGCAGCAGGAGAGAGCGGGGAACAACCACGACGAGCCCCUCCAGUCGGGCAGCAGCAGCGGGGAGCUGUCGGGGUCCGGCGAGGCCCAGGCGGAGGCUCUGUGGUGGGGCCACCGGCUGCAGAUGGCCCUCGUGAACACCGUGGCGUUCAGGGGCGUCUGGCAGAAACAGUUUCUGUUCACCAACACUCAGAACCUGCCCUUCACCCUCCCUGACGGCAGCGUCAUCAAAGUGCCCAUGAUGUACCAGGCCACAGAGGUCAGCUUCGGUGUGUGUCCCCCUCCCUCAGGUCAGUUCAGGACGGCCUCAGAUCACCGCUACACCGUGCUGGAGCUGCCGUACCUGGGCCGCUCGCUCAGCCUGCAGGUGGCGCUGCCGAGCGAGAGGAAGACCCCUCUGUCCUGCAUCGAGUCGCAGCUCACCGCCCGGCAGCUUGCAUCAUGGGAAACUGGCCUGCGCAGAACCAAGAUGGACGUCUUCCUCCCCAGGUUCAGGAUGCAGAACAAGUUCAACCUGAGGUCGGUUCUUCCCGCCAUGGGCAUCAGCGACGCCUUCAACCCGACAGCAGCGGACUUCUCUGAAAUAUCAGCGGAGGAAAGUCUUUAUGUUUCUGAUGCUUUCCAUGAGGUGAGGAUUGAAGUCACAGAAGACGGGACGAAGGCAGCUGCAGCUACAGCUAUGGUGCUUCUCAAGAGAUCCCGUGCUCCUGUCUUCAAAGCGGACCGGCCGUUCCUAUUUCUGAUACGACAAGUCAACACAGGAUCCAUCUUGUUUAUGGGCCGAGUGAUGAACCCAGCGGACCAAACACCCUAAGAAUCUCACACACACUACUGGUAUUUAUUUGUGGACCAACGGUUAGGUCCACGCCACGGACACUUCAGGAAGAGGGAUAAUAUUUUUGUACAUGUCUGUAAAUAAAAUUUUAAUACAUGUUUUUA
Gymnodraco acuticeps is the source of this 1692-nucleotide messenger RNA. RefSeq names its product serpin peptidase inhibitor, clade E (nexin, plasminogen activator inhibitor type 1), member 3 (gene serpine3). The transcript is spliced from 9 exons. Gene Ontology annotation, biological process: negative regulation of endopeptidase activity. Lineage: Eukaryota; Metazoa; Chordata; Actinopteri; Perciformes; Bathydraconidae. The coding region runs from base 299 to 1567 and encodes 422 amino acids. The record is from RefSeq and is a predicted model, not a curated record. Gene Ontology annotation, molecular function: serine-type endopeptidase inhibitor activity.